This is a messenger RNA of Rotaria sp. Silwood1, 1101 nucleotides long. NCBI's taxonomy places the organism in Eukaryota, Metazoa, Rotifera, Eurotatoria, Philodinida, Philodinidae. The record is from the annotation of a GenBank genome assembly.
UGAGAGUUGUAAGAAGUGUAAGGAUUUCGCCUGAUGACGACCGAGUCGGCCUUACUUCCGACCCUGCCGGACGCGGGUCCCACUCUUGAUGAUUGGGAUCCGUUUACGUCGUUAGUCGUGACAGUAUUUUGGUUUCGUCUCAUAGUGAAUUACGUAGGCAGAGAAUUUCCCUGGUUCCUUGCCGGGAGAACGCAGGUAAGGUGGCUGACCGUUUAUGAAGAAGAUUUUCAUGUUCGCUCUAGACCGGCCACCCGGUCACCGCCUGUGUUGGCCAUCGUUUUCAGGGUUCUCGUUGAGCCUGUCCACCUCGCGUAGCGCCCUAGGUGAUUCUUCAGCCGGAGCUUUCAUCACUGAUGGCAUAGCCUCAACGAGCAUUCCCCUACUCAGAUGUUCGCCCCCACACCACGACGAGGUACAGGACGGGUUUUUAGGGGGCAGUGUUGAUACACGACUGGGAAAUGGCCAUCACCUAUGUAUUCGUCCCAGUAUGAACAAAUUCGAGAGUGAACAUCGGUUUUCUGAAGUAUGUAAAAAAUUCUGCACCUCGACCACUCUCACAAUCGACAAGCCAUUCUUCUUCUAUCUCAUCGAUGCAUAUCUGAUGCUGCCUUUCUUACUCUUCAACAACGUAAUCAUUUGACUCUUAUUCAAGGUCUGUUAAGAAAUAAUGAUGCUAGAAAUUUACUUGAUGAAAAAUUAUCAAACUGGUUUUUACCCUACGGUGAAAAGAUUGAUUCUAUUCGUGAACCAUUUUUUCGACAAUUACUGAUAGCUGCAUGUCUUAGUUCAGUACGAGAGCUACUUCGACGAACACGUAUUCGUGUUUCACUCAAUAAAGCUCGCAAUAUGUUUGGUAUUAUAGAUGAGUAUAAUUUGUUAAAACCGGAUGAAGUUUUUAUUCAAUACACUCGACUUAAUGAUCAUGAAGAUAAAGAGAAGAAUGACAAAUGUCAAAAUACCCGAAUUCUUAGCAACUGUAAAGUUGUUAUUACAAAAAAUCCUUGUCAUCAUCCGGGCGAUAUACAAACAUUUACUGCUGUCAAUCGUGAAGAGCUAAAACAUCUCAAAGAUGUUAUUGUCUUUUCUCAACCAGGUGAUUGC